AGAGAGACAGGCCUGCACCCUGAACCCAGUCUGUUCCUCUGGACUCCUCCCCUUCCUGGAGAUGGCCCUCCCCUUCCUGUGGGUUGCCGUGGCGUGGCAGGUGUGGUUGCCCGUGGCGACGGGUGCCCAGCUUAGCGAGCGGCGUGUGGUGGCCCACGUGCCCGGUGACAUCAUCAUCGGAGCGCUUUUCUCCGUCCACCACCAGCCGCCGGCCGACAAGGUGCACGAGCGGCAGUGCGGCGCGGUGCGCGAGCAGUACGGUAUCCAGCGAGUGGAGGCCAUGCUGGCGACUCUGGACCGGAUCAACGCCGACCCCGGGCUGCUGCCGCAGGUGACGCUGGGCUGCGAGAUACGCGACUCGUGCUGGCACUCGGCCGUAGCGCUGGAGCAGAGCAUCGAGUUCAUACGCGACUCGCUCGUCGCCGCUGACGACGACUGGGGACCCAUGCGCUGCUCAGAGCCGGGGGCGACGGCGAUGCGCGGCAAGAAGCCGAUCGUGGGCCUGAUCGGGCCCGGCGCCAGCGCGGUGGCCAUCCAGGUGCAGAACCUGCUGCAGCUCUUCAACAUCCCGCAGAUCGCCUACAGCGCCACCAGCAUGGACCUCAGCGACAAGAGCCUGUACAAGUACUUCAUGCGCGUCGUCCCCUCCGACAAGCAGCAGGCCCGCGCCAUGCUCGACAUCGUCAAGAGAUACCACUGGAGCUACGUGUCCGCCAUACACACCGAGGGUAACUACGGCGAGAGCGGCAUGGAGGCCUUUAAGGAGAUGGCACACAAGGAGGGCAUCUGUAUUGCCCACUCUGACAAGAUCUGGUCCAACGCGGGCGACGCCAACUUCGACCGGCUGCUGCUGAAGCUGCGGACGCAUCUGCCCAAAGCCCGCGUGGUGGCCUGCUUCUGUGAGGGCAUGACCGUCCGCGGCAUCCUGCUCGCCAUGAAGAGACAGGGCCUGGUGGGGGAGUUCCUACUGGUGGGCAGUGAUGGCUGGGCGGACCGUUAUGAUGUCACGGACGGCUUGGCUCGGGAGGCAGCAGGAGGCAUCACCAUCAAACUGCAGUCUGCCGACGUGAAGUGGUUUGAUGAGUACUACCUCAAGCUGCGGCCGGAGAAUAACCUCCGGAACCCUUGGUUCCCCGAGUUCUGGCAACAUCGGUUCCACUGUCGCCUCAAAGGCCAUCCGCAAGAGAACCUCAAGUUCAACCGCACCUGCAGCAAGCGCGACUCCCUGCGGCAGCAGUAUGCCCAGGACACUAAGAUGGGCUUCGUGAUCAACGCCAUCUACUCGAUGGCCCACGGGCUGCACGCCAUGCAGCGGGCGCUGUGCCAGGGCGAGAGCGGCCUCUGCGCCAACAUGCGCCCCGUCGACGGCGCACAGCUGCUCGACUUCCUCAUGAAGACCAACUUCACCGGCGUCUCCGGAGAGGCCAUCCUCUUCGACCAGAACGGAGACUCACCGGGCAGGUAUGAGAUUAUGAACUUUAAGAAGAUGGGGAAGGAUUACUACGACUACAUUAACGUGGGCAGCUGGGACAGUAGUGGGCUGAAGAUCGAUGACGAUGAGAUCUGGCCGACACAAGACUCCAUCAUCAAGUCCGUCUGCAGCGAACCCUGUGCCAAGGGACAGAUCAAAGUGAUCCGUAAGGGGGAGGUGAGCUGCUGCUGGACGUGUACUCCGUGUAAAGAGAAUGAGUUUGUGUUUGAUGAGUACACCUGCAGAGCCUGCCAGCUGGGCUCCUGGCCCACCUACGACCUCACCGGCUGUGCUGAUAUCCCGGUGGAGUAUCUGCGCUGGGGCGACCCUGAGCCGAUCGCGGCGGUGGUGUUCUCGUGUCUGGGGCUGCUGGCCACGCUGUUCGUGACGUGUGUGUUCGUGGUGUUCCGGGACACGCCGGUGGUCAAGUCGUCCAGUCGAGAGCUGUGCUACAUCAUCCUAGCCGGCAUCAGCAUGGGCUACCUGACCACCUUCUGCCUGAUGGCGCGACCGCUCACCAUACACUGCUACCUCCAGCGUCUAGGUGUGGGUCUCUCUCCCGCGAUGAGCUACUCGGCGCUGGUGACGAAGACCAAUCGCAUCGCGCGCAUCCUGGCGGGCAGCAAGAAGAAGAUCUGCACACGCAAGCCCCGCUUCAUGAGCGCCUGCGCCCAGCUCGUCAUCGCCGCCCUGCUGGUGCUGCUGCAGCUCGCGCUCAUCGCCACCCUCUUCGUCCUGGAGCCGCCCGCCGUCAUACACCACUACCCCUCCAUCAGACAGGUGCGUCUGAUCUGCAAUACCUCUAAUCUGGGGGUGGUGGCGCCGCUGGGCUAUAACGGCCUCCUCAUCCUCAGCUGCACCUUCUACGCCUUCAAGACACGCAACGUGCCGGCCAACUUCAACGAGGCCAAGUAUGUGGCGUUCACCAUGUACACCACCUGUAUCAUCUGGCUGGCGUUCGUGCCCAUCUACUUCGGCUCCGACUACAAGAUCAUCACCACCUGCUUCUCCGUCUCCCUCAGCGCCACGGUGGCCCUCUGCUGCAUGUUCGUACCCAAGGUGUACAUCAUCAUAGCUAAGCCGGAGCGUAACGUGCGUAGCGCCUUCACCACCUCCACGGCCGUGCGCAUGCACGUAGGCCACACCUCCACCACCACACACUCCUCCAACGCCAGCCGCUCCGGCAGCCUGCUCCAGCUGUGGAAGAGACGCGGCUCCUCGGGAGAGACACUCAGCUCCAAUGGGAAGUCGGUGACGUGGGCAUCCAACGAGCGCGGCGUCUCCCGUAGCAACCAUCUGUGGCAGCGCCUGUCGUUCCACAUCAAGAGGAAGGAAGCCAAUCAGACGGCCGUGAUCAAGCCUUUCUCCAAGAGCCCCGCCCCCCUUCCUCCCCAGGACACGCCUCCACACGACAGCGCCACCGCCAAGAUGCUCUGCGUUGCCCCCGACGACGAGGAGUGUUACCAGGCGACGUACUGGCGACACACACACGCCCCCUCUCCCAUCAGCACCGUCUGCAUGUCGGUGGGCGGGAUCAGCGGCGGGUCAGGCUCCGUGAUUGGAGGAGGAGGGUCAGUGGGCGGGACCAAGGGCAGCUCGGUGGCUGCCAUUGGAGGAGGGCUGAUGGGCGGCGGGUCACAGGGGGGAGUGGGCGGAUCUGGAGGCCUCCCCAUGUUUGACGGAGAGAACGUCGAUGUUCCCAUUGGUGGCUCUGCUGGGGUGGGAGGGGCAGGGGGCGGGAUUGGAUGCGUUCCUGCGUGCGGAUUGGGCAACUUGUCUGUGGGCGGGUCUCAGGGGGCCGGGCUGAUGGCUGGGAUUGGAGGAGGAGGAGGAGGGGGAGGAUCCCUGAUGGACCAGAUCAGCUGUGUAGUGAGCAACUUCACCGCCAACAUCAGCGAGCUCAACAGCCUGAUGCUGUCGCCCUCUCACCCACACACACACACACACGCCCCGACACACACGCACACGCACGCCCAGACACACACGCACGCCCAGACACCGUACCUGCUCACCUACGCUCAGAUCCCGCCCCCUCCAGCCCAGAUCCCGCCCCCUCCUCCGGCUCCGCCCACACACCAAGCCCCGCCUCCUCCACCCCCUCCCACUCACCAGGCCCCGCCCCCUCCCCUGGCCCCGCCCCCUGACGACGACCUAGAGGAGGAGGAGCUUCUGGCGCUCACGCCCCCCUCCCCGUUCAGAGACGCUGUGGAGGGGUCGCCCAGCACCAGCUCCAACUCCCCCCCACACCACCAACUGCACUACAGCCAAAGCUCCUCCUCUCUGUAA
Messenger RNA from Sardina pilchardus (European sardine), 3757 nucleotides. It is a transcript of the gene grm5b, whose product is annotated as glutamate receptor, metabotropic 5b. The transcript is spliced from 17 exons. Lineage: Eukaryota; Metazoa; Chordata; Actinopteri; Clupeiformes; Clupeidae. Gene Ontology annotation, molecular function: G protein-coupled receptor activity involved in regulation of postsynaptic membrane potential; adenylate cyclase inhibiting G protein-coupled glutamate receptor activity. The coding region runs from base 62 to 3757 and encodes 1231 amino acids. Gene Ontology annotation, biological process: trans-synaptic signaling by endocannabinoid, modulating synaptic transmission; regulation of synaptic transmission, glutamatergic; G protein-coupled glutamate receptor signaling pathway. Gene Ontology annotation, cellular component: plasma membrane; postsynaptic density membrane. The record is from RefSeq and is a predicted model, not a curated record.